Halichondria panicea is the source of this 1205-nucleotide messenger RNA. Its product is annotated as scavenger receptor cysteine-rich type 1 protein M130-like. The transcript is spliced from 3 exons. Bases 158 to 1069 code for a protein of 303 amino acids. Gene Ontology annotation, cellular component: membrane. Lineage: Eukaryota; Metazoa; Porifera; Demospongiae; Suberitida; Halichondriidae. The record is from RefSeq and is a predicted model, not a curated record.
CAGAGAUACAGUCCCACAAAGUAUUUUACAUGAUUUUACAUAGAACUUGCAGUAAAGACAAUGUGCCACGCCCAUUUUGGGCAACAUGGAUUGUAUGUACACGUCAUCAAGUUUUAUAUCCCUCUCUCUUCAUCUCUGAUUCUACCUGCUUAUCAUUAUGAAUGUAGUCUAUAGUGCAAAGAUAUUCAGUGUUGGUUGGUUGCAUUCUUCAAAUUGUUCGUAUCUGCAUAUUAUUACAGGACAAUUAAUUGGAGACCUGAGGCUGGUAGACAACUCAGGCCGAACAGGAGGCUUCUCUGGCAGACUGGAGGUCUAUUACAGUGGACAAUGGGGGACAGUGUGUGAUGACAGCUUCGGCGUAUAUGAUGCAAGCGUGGCUUGUCGUCAACUAGGGUUCUCAACCUACAUUGAAUUCGCAACAGUUGGAAGGCUAGGUUUUUCUCAACCUUCAUCAACCACUCCGAUAUGGCUGGACGAACUUGGUUGCGUUGGAACUGAGAGCAGAUUGAUCGAUUGUUAUUUUAGCGUCGGAACUUGCUCCCAUUCAGAAGAUGUGGCCUUGUACUGUACUCCAACAUUCAUUUCAUCAAGUUCAUCAUCCAACAUCUCUGGCAUCACCAUUGGACUGACUCUUCCUGUCAUCAUAAUCAUAGUUGUGUGUGUCGUCUUGCUUUAUGGUUUUGCAAGGAGAAGACAUCGUCUGGCUCGCUACCCACGCAGUACUCCCCUAAUCGAUAAUGCUGCAUCGACAACUGUAGUCGUCACUGCGUCAAAUACACAAAAUACAGCCUAUCCCAUGCAGCAACCCAUGGACCAAACUCCUCCCUAUUCCCCACAAGCCUCCCCUCAAAAUAUGCAACCAGUGGCUGCCUAUACCCGACUGGACAAUAUGCUGACCCCCAGUACCACACAUCCUAUCCUCAGCAACCACCAGCCCCCUAUCCCACUGAACAACCACCUCCUGCUCAGCACCCCACUGGACAACCUCCACCUGCACCAUACUUGUCUGGUGGAGAAGCCCCUCCAGCAUAUCCGAACUAAGUAUGGGGACUGCCCACCACACAAGUAGAAAAUAAAAAACUUUUUCAGCACAUGCAAAGACUGAUAGUGCAUGAAAUAGCAUAUUAGUAUAUAUCUGCUGUAGUUGCUGUUUCAUUGUUUAAUUGUCUUCUCUCUUUUACUUCCAAUUAGAUCGAAUGCUAAGG